Messenger RNA from Trichobilharzia szidati, 426 nucleotides. The record is from the annotation of a GenBank genome assembly. Lineage: Eukaryota; Metazoa; Platyhelminthes; Trematoda; Strigeidida; Schistosomatidae.
AUGAUUAGUCCCGAUAAUAUACUAGCUGAAACACAAGACUUUUCAGAACCUGCAGAUAUUAGCCUGGCUAUGCUGUGUCAUAGAAUCAGUCGUCUACAAACUGAAGCUGAGGCGGUUGCUAAAGCGAUUUCAGCUAAUGGUGGUUCUAUAAGAAAUAAACAAUCAAUAAGUAUACCCGUAUCCAAUCAGCAAUACACUGGGAAUAAUAGCGUUGCAUACGAAGAACAAUCAACCAUUACUGAUCUUAAUACUUUAGUGAGCAGUAGUGACAACAACAACAACAAUGGUAAUCGAAAUAACGAAAUAUGCAGAAACGACAGUCAACAGUUAUCACAGAAAUCUCAGGAACAAACUGGGCAUGCUCUCAGGUCAACUAAUAAAGAGGGACAAUUCCAUCAAUCAAGUAAUAGUCAAGAAAAUGUCUGA